Trichomycterus rosablanca is the source of this 1767-nucleotide messenger RNA. RefSeq names its product KH domain containing, RNA binding, signal transduction associated 2 (gene khdrbs2). Gene Ontology annotation, molecular function: poly(A) binding; mRNA binding. Bases 90 to 1130 code for a protein of 346 amino acids. The record is from RefSeq and is a predicted model, not a curated record. Gene Ontology annotation, biological process: regulation of alternative mRNA splicing, via spliceosome. Gene Ontology annotation, cellular component: nucleus. The transcript has 9 exons. Lineage: Eukaryota; Metazoa; Chordata; Actinopteri; Siluriformes; Trichomycteridae.
GUCACUCCAGCAGCACCGGCGGUUUGCGAACGGACUCUCCAGUGCACUCGCACCGUCUCACCUGCGCUAAGUUCAGGACCCGGACGGUGAUGGACCAGGACCAGUACCUGCCGGAGCUGCUGGCGGAGAAGCACGGCUUGGACCCGUCUUUCGUGCACGCCAUGCGCCUGCUGACUGAAGAAAUAGAGAAGUACGACGGCGACGAGCCGAGGAGAGACGGAGAGGUGAAGAAAUAUCUGGAUGUGAUCAGCAACAAAAACAUCAAGCUGUCGGAGCGGAUCCUGAUCCCAGUGCAGCAGUACCCCAAGUUUAAUUUUGUUGGGAAGCUGCUGGGGCCGCGGGGCAACUCCAUGAAGAGAUUACAGGAGGAAACGGGAGCCAAGAUGUCCAUCCUGGGCCGAGGCUCCAUGAGAGAUAAAGAGAAGGAGGAAGAGCUGAGGAAGAGCGGCGAGGGGAAAUACGCCCAUCUGAGUAACGAUCUGCACGUUUUAAUCGAGGUCUUCGCGCCACCCGGAGAGGCUUAUUCCCGCAUGAGCCACGCCCUGGAGGAGAUUAAGAAGUUCCUGGUUCCUGAUUAUAAUGAUGAGAUCAGACAGGAGCAGCUACGUGAGCUUUCUUAUCUAAACGGUUCUGACGAUUCAAGCAAAAAUAGGAACACACGAGGACGCGGUGUACGGGUCACAUCUACAUCUACCACCAGGGGUCGAGGUGGGGUGGUGACGCACCCUCCUACUGGACGGGGAGUAGUAGUGUCCAGGGGAGGCGGUAGUACACGCGCCUCCCUUCCCGCCAACAUGUUAAGCAGAGGAGUCACAGCGGCACGAGCCAGAGGAACAUCGGGGAAGAGUGGGUACAGAACGCCCCUCCUACAGAUCACACAGAAAACCUACGAGGACUACGGCUACGAUGACGGAUACGACGGCGAGUACGACGAGCAGAGCUACGAGGGUUACAACGACGGAUACAGUAACCAGUCCAAAAGUGGAUCAGAAUAUUAUGGACACGGAACCAACGACGAUCCCUACAACAGUUACGAGGAGGAAGACUGGACGCCCAGACCGACCCUUAAAGCUCCGGCGUCGAGACUCACGCGAGGGGGCUUCAGGGAUCACCCCUACGGCCGAUACUAAAGGUGCAAUAAUCAGUGACCUUCCAUCACCGGUGUCCUGAAACAAACCCCACGCCCGGCCCCUCGCCCGGUCCCCCAUAACACCACCUAACCACCCACCCCAGGACCCUGAACUAAACUGAACUCUUCCAUCGGAACGCUGCUCCCCUUACUCGCCCAUCGCUCCCCCCUCGACCCAGAGCAUGGAGGCACUCACCACACGACCCUUGGCUACCCGGGCGGCCCACGCCCUCCCCGCAUAGCGCAUUUAACACAAACAUCGAGUCUGUACUGAAAUCGAAAGCACUCGGCUGUGUACGGAGUCGUCUGCUGGGUGUCCGACCUGUUUUUGUACUUAAAUAUGUCAUAAUAAUAAUAAUAAUAAAAAUAAUAAUAAUCAUUAAAAAGAAAGAUAAAAAGGUGAGAACCCGACCUGUGUACGAUUCUAAAUAGGUGAUUAUAAUUGUAAACGUUUACUGUUGUCGUGAUGUUACCGAGACUGAGAGACCUAGGAACUGCUCCAUUCAUAAUGUUUUUAUUUAUUCAUUCAUUUGUUUUAUACCUAAUAAAUAAAAGCAGCUCAUUAAAACGUGACUUAAAGACUUUGUGUAGCUAUAAACAGGUUUUAAAAAAUCACAUCACAUUUAUUUGAACUAAUU